Molecule: messenger RNA, 1721 nt
Organism: Jaculus jaculus (lesser Egyptian jerboa)
Lineage: Eukaryota; Metazoa; Chordata; Mammalia; Rodentia; Dipodidae
Gene: Catsper2
Product: cation channel sperm associated 2
Exons: 14
Coding region: 42-1622 (526 amino acids)
Biological process (GO): fertilization; flagellated sperm motility; sperm capacitation
Cellular component (GO): membrane; CatSper complex
Molecular function (GO): calcium-activated cation channel activity
Source: RefSeq, a predicted model, not a curated record
UUGGGCGGACGGGCUCUUGGCCCGCGGGCGCUGGCGGAGACAUGGACAGUGCUCGGCAAGGACACUUACAACUGCCCAGAGCCGAUGCUAUUCGCUCACGUCUGAUUGAUACGUUUUCUCUCAUUGAGCAUUUGCAAGGCUUGAGCCAAGCUGUACCACGGCACACUCUCCGGGAGAUACUUGAUCCUUCCCGUCAGAAGAAACUUAUGCUGGGAGAUCAACAUCAGCUAGUGCGCUUCUCCAUAAAGCCUCGACGUAUAGGGCGAAUUUCAUAUUCCCAGCGAAUGCUGAACCGGCUGCAUGUGCGGUGCAGUGAGAGGCCACCGCUUUGUUUGUGGGCUGGAUGGGUUCUUGAGAAUCCUUUCUUUGCAAAUUUCAUCACUUUCCUGAUCAUGUUGAAUACACUUGUACUGAUGGUGGAAAUAGAAUUACUGGAAUCCACAAAUACAAAACUGUGGCCAUUAAAGCUGACUUUGGAGGUGGCAGCUUGGUUUAUCUUGUUUAUGUUCAUCUUGGAGAUCCUUCUUAUGUGGUUAUACAACUUUUUUCUCUUCUGGAAGAAUUCCUGGAAUGUUUUUGACUUUGUUAUUACUGUAUUGUCCUUGCUUCCUGAAAUUGUGGCGAUGGCAGGGAUCUCAGGAAAUUCUGUGUGGCUCCAGAUGCUAAGGAUCUGUCGGGUGCUGAGGUCUCUCAAACUCAUUGCACGAUUCCGUCAAAUUCGAGUUAUUAUUUUGGCUCUGGUCAGAGCCCUUAAGAGCAUGACCUUCCUCUUGAUGUUGCUGCUUAUCUUCUUCUACAUUUUUGCUGUAACUGGUGUCUACUUCUUCGAAGAUUAUACCCGCUCUACUGUUGAGGACCUGGAGUACAACCUAUUCUUCUCAGACCUACUGAACUCCCUAGUGACAGUGUUCAUUCUCUUCACGUUGGAUCAUUGGUAUGCAAUACUUCAGGAUAUCUGGAAGGUGCCAGAAUCCAGCCGUGUCUUUAGCAGCAUCUAUGUAAUCCUUUGGCUGUUGCUUGGCUCCAUUAUCUUUCGAAAUAUCAUAGUGGCCAUGAUGGUUACUAACUUCCAGAACAUCAGGAAUGAGCUGAGCGAGGAGAUGACACAGCUGGAGGUCCAGUACAAAGCUGAUGUAUUCAAGCAACAGAUUAUCCUGAGGAGACAAAACCUAUCCCCUGAAGCAGUAAAGUCAUAUCAUAGCAAAAUGGAUGACAGAGAAGGCAGUGAAGAGAAGGCCUCAGAAGACGAAUCAGAAGCUUGUGAGAGCAGUGCUGAUGAGCAGGGUGCUGAUGAGCAGGGCGUUGCGAGCGCUGCUGAAGAGGUGACAAAAUCUCCAUCGAAAACAAAAGAGUAUCCAACUUCCUCAUCUACUAGCUCUUCAACUUCCUUUAGUUCUUCCUCAUCAAAAUCUGAUUCUAUUGAUAAACUGGACUGGGAGACUCUUGUACAUGAGAAUUUGCCUGGGCUCAUGGAUAUGGAUCAGGAUGACCGUGUCGUUUGGCCCAGAGAUUCACUCUUCCGAUAUUUUGAAUUAUUGGAAAAGCUUCAAUAUAACCUAGAAGAGCGCAAGAAGCUGCAAGAAUUUGCAGUGCAGGCACUGAUGAACUUUGAAGACCGGUAACGCCUACAGAGAUGACUUCUGUAUCUUUGGGCUCAACACAAAAUAUUGUUGGAAAUAUAGAAUUCAAAAUAUAAAUGUCUAAUAAAUACUGCAAAUAAA